AUGAUAUUUGUGGUGUUAUCAGAAACUACAAAUCCUGAGGAGAGUCCAAGUGAGUAUGGUAGUGAUAAUGUCCAGCCCAAUUUGGAAACCAUUCCUGAAGCUUCUUAUAGGGAAAAGAAGUGUUUGUGGAGAGUAAAGUACAAUAAUAUCAUGAAAAAUGCUGCCAUCGAAGAACUGGUGGCAAUUAGUAAACCUCAUUACAGCUGUGCUGAUGCAGACUGGGUCCAAAAGAAGAUACACCAUUUUAGGACCAUCUUCCUCAAGGAAAACAAAAGGAGUGCAACACCAGAACUUCCGGUGGACCUGCCUACUGAAACUAGCUUGAGCGGUCAUCAGCUGGAAUGUGAUGGUGCCAGUGUUGUGCAGCUACUGCCACCAAAGAUGAAAAAUGUGGUGGCACAGAGGAGUGACAAAUACCAGAUGUCACAUGAAGUGCUAGUGCGUCACUUUGUACUCUCCUAUGGUACUCGGCACGAAAGGGGAGAUCCCAAUGACGUGAACUCAGCCUCUCAUGCUAUUGAUGUUCUCCUACGUUCUUUCCAGGUAUCUGCAAAACGAUACAAAUGUGAAGUCAUGAGUGGAACGCAUUGUACCAGAAGCAAAAGCAUUGGAUACCAUCAUUGGGACCAAGGGGACCUUGUGAUAACAUAGCACCAAGGACAAUAACAAUUUUGGAACUUUUGGAGUGCAAGUGAUUUUUUUUAUUUUGUCAUCGAUACUGCUAUAUAUUUUUCCACCUCCUGCUACCGGGAGCCCCAGGACUGUCUACUUGGUGCACCACAUGUUUGGCCCUACAUACAUUAUAUGCAUUGCAUACCUGCACUAUCUCCACUUUCCUGUGUGCUCCUGGCACGUGAGAUGCUCUGUGGAGACUGCAUCCAUCACCUUGGAAUGUCUUCCCCUAUGUAUUGCUGCCCCAUUCACUUUUUAAGGGGCUUGAAACAAUGACAACCUUGACCAUACAUACUUUUGCUUACACUCAACCUCAGUGGUGCCCCUCUAAUUUGUUAUUUACUCCCGGCCCAAUGGUGAGAAACAGGAAAGGCUGCCAAGGGAAGGAGUCUAUCCUAUGUAACUUUUCAAAAAUGCAUGGCAUUAAAACUUUGUCCUCUGAACUGUGUAAAUUUGGGAUUAAAUAUAG
Messenger RNA from Pseudophryne corroboree (corroboree frog), 1141 nucleotides. RefSeq lists its product as uncharacterized. The record is from RefSeq and is a predicted model, not a curated record. The transcript is spliced from 6 exons. Lineage: Eukaryota; Metazoa; Chordata; Amphibia; Anura; Myobatrachidae. Bases 1 to 651 code for a protein of 216 amino acids.